GUCAAAGAACAGCUAGUUCUAGCUCGCUGAGGUAGCUCAGUAUUCCGCCUGCGGUUUUCGUUGAUUGUUGUAUCUUUUUCGAUCGGGAUCUUAUAGUGAGAUAGGUGUUGUUUAUUUGUCCUCAAGAACAAGUAUUACAAUAGAUAUAAAAAUGGCUGACCUCGAUUAUGAAAUCCCUCGUGAAGAAGUUGCAGGGGAUACCGCAGAAACAGAUGAGGAGAACAAAUUAAAAAAUAUUCACCUAAAGUACAUACAAACUACACUGAGGGACAAAAUCCUUGAGAAAAUGCCAAAUGAGACGUCCUUGCUUGACGAGUCAAUAGGAUCUAGAACAGACUUAAGUGGCUUCAUGUCAGCCGUCUAUGAUUUUAACUUUUCAACGAAAAAUGUUGCAACUGGCAAAGUAACUAAGCAUUCCUUAUUCAUAAAAUUCAUGAAGGGUGACGAAAAUUUCCGGAAAUCAGUGCGAGCAUAUACACAAUUUGCAAAUGAAAUAUUUGCGUAUGGAAAAAUUAUUCCAUACUAUAAGGAAGUGAUUACUGGUUCACCCAGGUGCAAGAUUGACGUUGAUAAAUGGAUACCAACUACGUAUUGCGCAGAAUAUGGCAAUAUUGCAGGGCUCAACAAAUCCCCUGACUCCACGAUUAUAACAUCGCUCAGUGGAAAAUCAUCCGAACCUCCUAUCAGCAAAGGAAACUAUGAAUCUUGCCUAGUUCUUGAAAAUUUGUCUCCUCACGGAUUUCGUGGUGGACCUCGUUUGCAUUUGGAUAAACAGCAUUUGAAGUUGAUGAUCAAAUUGAUAGCAGAAUACCAUUCUGUUACGUAUGCAUCCAGGAUUCGAGGGGACGAAGAAUUCGAAAGUCUCGUUGGUGGCAUAAUACCACUUCCGUUCACUACGGAAGAAGGUGUAAAUAUAUAUGAGGCUGUGUACUAUCCAGCUUUUUCACGAUUUUUCCAGUAUGUCGAUCGUAUUGGUUCCGAAUGUGCUCCUGUCUUUCUUCAGGCUUUAAAUAAGUUUAAGAGCUUGUAUGGAGAUAAACCGCUUGAAUUACUUGAACAGUUUCGUCAAGUAGAUGAAACAUUUUCAGUGAUCCUGCAUGGGGAUUAUAAUCGCAACAAUGUCUUGUUUCACUAUGAUAAGAAGGAGGGAUUUGAAAAUCCAGCUGAUAUCCGAAUGAUUGAUUUUCAGGAAAUGCGGUAUGGUUCUCCAGCUAUCGACUUAUCCUUCUUCAUGUAUAUGAAUAUGCAUCCUUCAAUACGGGAAGAAUUUUGGAUGGAGCUAUUGAAGUAUUAUCAUGAGACACUUAUCACUUCUAUCUGUGAUAUUUUAGGAUUUGAGCUCCCCGGAGAACAUGAUAGCCUUAAGAAGUACAGCUUCGAAAAUUUCUAUGAACAUUUUAAAAAGUUCGCAUUUUAUGGAGUCUUGAUCUGCAUUCAUUUCCUUCCGUGGAUGGAGUGUUCGGAAAAAGAGUGUGCUUAUGUUUCGUAUUACUUUGAAAAGGAUAUGUUCUGUGAAAAGUUCAAAGAGGCUGUCCACCAUAUAGGCGGAGAUAGAGCAAACAAAAUAAUUUUGGAUGUAGUUCACCACUCUUGGCGACAGGGAUAUUUGGACGCCAUUUUUAAAUAAAAUUAUUUUUUUAUAUACAUUUUUCUGAUUAGGUUACGUUAAUUGAAAACAAUUUUAUGAAAAUAAAUGAUUUUGUAUCGAAUAAAGUGGUAUGCACUGC
Messenger RNA from Hermetia illucens (black soldier fly), 1727 nucleotides. RefSeq lists its product as uncharacterized. NCBI's taxonomy places the organism in Eukaryota, Metazoa, Arthropoda, Insecta, Diptera, Stratiomyidae. The transcript has 6 exons. The coding region runs from base 152 to 1627 and encodes 491 amino acids. The record is from RefSeq and is a predicted model, not a curated record.